Messenger RNA from Apiotrichum porosum, 1023 nucleotides. RefSeq lists its product as uncharacterized. The transcript has 4 exons. NCBI's taxonomy places the organism in Eukaryota, Fungi, Basidiomycota, Tremellomycetes, Trichosporonales, Trichosporonaceae. The coding region runs from base 1 to 1023 and encodes 340 amino acids. The record is from RefSeq and is a predicted model, not a curated record.
AUGCCCACUUGCGAGUCUUUUGGCUGCGAUGACGAAGGAUGCUACAAGGACGAGUACGGGGACUACUAUUGUCCUGAUCACUGGUUGCCUGGCUCCGAGGAGGAGCGCCACCUUGCCAAGAUGUUUGCCGGGUGUGUUGUAUGGGCGCCCGUCAUUCGCGACAUUGCUGUAGCUCCAAUGAAGCAAGACGCACUGGCCCUCAAUCCUCAAGCCUCCACUUGCACUGUCCAGCUGCCCCAGCCGAGCGAUUUUGUCGAUUUAUACCAGCACUUUAUGGUUGGAGCCUUCAACAUCAACGUCCCGAUUACCUUCGAUACGGGCGAGCGCUGGCUGGCUCGUGUCGGGCAGGGAGUCUCCUACAGCGAAGACCCCAACUCCGAGCGCCGCCGUGCACGAAGGGAGAGCGAGUUCCAGACUCUCAAGGUCCUUCAUGAGGUGGCUCCGUCUUUCAUUCCAAGGGUGUGGAAGCCUGAGCGCACAGCAGCCCAUCAAAUUUGUCCCGAAUACUACUUUAUGGAGUACAUCGACGGACAGCCAACCAAGGACUCGGAGGGUCUGCUGGUUCGCCCUCACUACGUCUGCGACAUUCGUGGAUGGAACCGAGCCACCAUUCGGGAUCUCGCCGCAUUUGCAGUCCAAGCUUCAGCUGUCUCGUUCACCGGCAUUGGUUCUCUAGUCCCUCCAGAACAAGACGACCCGUCUGCCCUUCCACAUGUGGGCCGUCUUCAUGUGCCACGCAUCUCCUAUAAACUUAAAGAGGGGUCUUACCUUUCCACGGCCGAGCUGUUUUACGCGAUGAUCGACCGGUCACUUGGGCACUUCAGCAAGCAAACCGGCAUUGAGACGGCUAAGAAGAAUCUUGGCAAGAUCCUCGAGUGUCUCGACAUCCGGGACAUGAUCAGCAUGUGCCCAGCCCUUCUUGAGGAAGGCCCUACGUACCUCAAGCACGCUGACCUCAAGCCAAAUGUCUUCCUUCUUAAACCCGAUGGUAGCCUUGCGGGCAUCAUCGAUUGGGAGUUGUAA